Molecule: messenger RNA, 294 nt
Organism: Rotaria sordida
Lineage: Eukaryota; Metazoa; Rotifera; Eurotatoria; Philodinida; Philodinidae
Source: the annotation of a GenBank genome assembly
AUGCAUUUCAAUGUUAUUACACGAUUUAAUAAUUGUUUUAAAAGAAAACAAACGUCAUCAUUAUCAUCACCAGUAAUAAUGUUGUUAUUAAAAUUAAUUAGGAUUAAAGAAGCAACAGCUGCUGAUUGUGUGUCAAUUUUAUGUGAUCUUAAAGUUAAUUAUGAAUCAUAUUUUGGUGUUCGAAUUCUUGAUUCAGCUUUGAUUAUUGCGCCACAAUUAUCUAAUCGUUAUAUAACAAAUCAAAUUUUACCUAAUAAAGUUAUUGAUAAGAAAUAUUCUUUUAUAAAAUUUUGA